Cynoglossus semilaevis (tongue sole) is the source of this 3936-nucleotide messenger RNA. RefSeq lists its product as uncharacterized. Gene Ontology annotation, cellular component: cytoplasm. The record is from RefSeq and is a predicted model, not a curated record. NCBI's taxonomy places the organism in Eukaryota, Metazoa, Chordata, Actinopteri, Pleuronectiformes, Cynoglossidae. The coding region runs from base 275 to 2560 and encodes 761 amino acids. The transcript has 11 exons. Gene Ontology annotation, biological process: protein linear deubiquitination. Gene Ontology annotation, molecular function: cysteine-type deubiquitinase activity.
UCCAGCGUAUUUCUCCAGAAAAGUAAAAGUGAAAGAAGAGCAGCGCAUUAAUGAGUGACACACGUUGGGCUGAGUCUCCUGGUAAACAAUUCACGAAGGUGUCAUGAAGUCCGUGUGCACGUUCUUCCUCUAGGUACCGAUCCUCGUGGCUUUAGCAGCACCUCGGCCGGGUUCGACAUGGACUCCUGAAACCUCGCGUGGCGUAGUUUUUGGAUCAGAGGUCAAUACUGGACGGACACGCUGUCUGACUUCCUGAACCGAAGGGAGAAAACAGAUGGGGAACUGUUGUCGCACCGAGAGUCCCUGUGGCAGCGUGGAGGAAAGAUGUGUGUUACUGAACAACGACGCCAAGGCCACGGGGCCUGUGGAUGAAACCACUGUGGAGGGAACGUGUAGCCCUGAAGAUGAUGACAUAAGGAAAAUCCAGGCGAAGCCCCCAAAUGAAGCCACCGUAGAGAUUGAACAGAAGGAUGAUGAAGAUGAGGUGAAGCUGAGUCCUGAGAACGAAGAGACCGAGUCCGGUAAGACUCAGGAGAACGGACCUCUGAUGAAGGAAAGCAUUCAGUCUGCGGCCGCCUCUCUGUGCCAGGAGUUAAAAACCCAGGGAGACUCAGCAGCGGCACCAGACGAAGACGUGAAGGAACCUCCAGAACAUCGUGACCAAGCUGAACUUCUGCAGAGCACUUUAGACUCCCCUCAGAAAGCCCAAGGUCUCUGGGAGGUUUUCACAGAAAUCAACACUGUGCCAGAAAAAGCUGAUCCAGCCGCGGUGACGGACAGAACGCCCGAGGUCUUUUCAGCAGAGUGGUCCAGCCCUGAGAAACCUUCUCCAACUGAGCCCACCUCAGCAGCGGACCACAUCGCAGCCAGCUCCUCUCACGAAGAUGAAGGAAAAGAAGAAGUCGCCUGCGGAGCUACUUCUGUAAAUGCUAGCACUGUGUCAUCAGGGAAUCUAAACGGGGAAGUGUUAUCGAUGCCAAACUCUAAUCCAGCAGCAGAUGCUGGUCAGGUGGUUUCCAAACCCGUGGUUAACAUUCAAGAGGCCUCCAGCAGGGCUGUGACACAUGAUUCAGACAAUGGCCGUCUUUCAUUCGGAGGUGAAGACGUAAAAGGCCACGAUGUUUCUGAAUCACCUCCUGGACCAGAGCCCACCGCACGGGGUCAGAGUCCACGACGUGACCGCGGCUGUGAGGAGCCAGAAACUGCCAGUUCUGUCAGGGAGUCAGUGAGCACAGAUCCAGCAGAUGGCAGUAAGAGGUCAAAGCCCGAUCAGAAACCAGAACCAGAGCCUGCGUGUUCACCAAAUGACUUCACCUCCUCUGAGAACCUCCGACCAGAAGAUGUCUGGAAAACAGUCCCACAAGUGGAAGACGCUGAAGGUGUUGUCCCUGAGAAGGUGGAGGACGGUGUGAAGGAGGAGGAGGAGGAGGAGGUGCAGAGAGCAGAGGUCGUGGUGGUGAACGCUGUCUCUGAGGCCCUGACACCCAUUCAGAAGGAAACUGAGAUUCAGGAGGCAACGGGAGAAGAAAGCAGUUCAGACACUGACCUGAAGGUGGAGCUGCAGACUGUCACUGAAGAGACAACCCUGGUUUCUAAAGUUCACCUGGACAACAGUGAAGAAGAUCUGUACAGAGCGGCUGAAGAACUCUCAGAGGACAAACCAGCCCCACGACCCCUGCUGGAAAGCACACUUGUAAAGGUCGAGGACAGAUGCAGUUUGGCCCCAGCCGUGGACAUUCUGUCCUACAGUGAGAGAGAGUGGAAAGGAAACACUGCCAAGAGCGCUCUCAUCAGGAAGGGUUACAAAGAGAUGUCACACAGGUUUGGGAGUGUGAGGAGAGUGAGGGGGGACAACUACUGUGCACUGAGGGCCACGCUGUUCCAGGUCCUGUCCCACAGCAACAAGCUGCCUGUGUGGCUCCGAGAGGAGGACGGUGGCGCCAUGCUGCUCAAACAGCUCGAAGCGGAGGACGAUCUGAUCGGACGGUGGACGGUUGCUGGGGAGUGUCUUCAUGCAGACGGGACAGAAGACGUCACCCAGCGGCUGAGGAACUACAUGGAGCUGCUCAGAAACAAGUGGCGAGCGGCCGUGGACUGUUCCUCCGCCGUGGAACGACAGCAGUUUUGCGAGCGAGUCUUUCAGGGUGGCGAUGAAGAGCUGGGCCUGCUGGAGGCGCUAAAGCUGCUGAUGCUGGUCAGAGCGGUGGAGUUGCACCGCUGCAUGCAGGGAGGUGGCGACGUCCCGCUCUUUUGCUGGCUCCUGUUUGCGCGGGAUACGUCCGACUGCCCGCGCUCCUUCCUGUCCAACCACCUCAGCCGUGUGGGCCGCACCGCGGGCCUGGAGCAGGUGGAGAUGUUCCUGUUGGGCUACGCCCUGCAGUGCACCAUUCAGGUUUACAGACUGUACAAGGUGGACACGGAGGAGUUCCUCACCUACUACCCCGACGACCACAAGGGCGACUGGCCGUCGGUCUGCCUCGUCACCGAGGACGAUCGCCACUACAACGUCCCGGUGGUGGGCGCCGCCGCAGGACUACAGACGAAGGUGGAGACGAGCUGAUGCCGCGCCGCGGAGCCGUUUCCUGCCAUACAAACACAACAAGUGCUCAGGUUGAUCCACAAGAAUAGAUUUACACCAGUUAAAGGAGCAGUCCAACACUUUGGGAACGCUCCCCGUUACGUUCGGUACCGAUUUUUACCAAGAUUAUUUACCAGCACAAUAUGAAUAUUUUUGGAAUAUUAUGUUGAGGUAUUUGAAGAGUGGCGCCACCAAUCACAUCAUCCAAACCGCGGUCGUGGUUUUUUAUCCUGGAGAAUAUCUGUGGCCAUGGCGUCUGACGCUAAAGUACUGCUGGGUAUCUUUUUAUUUAUUUACUUUUUUUUUUUUACCUUUUCUUCCCCAAAGUGUUGGGUUUAUUCUUUAAAAAAAAAAAGCUGUCUCUGAAGACCCUGUACAAGUCGUGCUCCUCACACGUCUGUACACACUGUACUGUAUAAAGUAGAGUUUUUCUAUUGGUCAGCAUGUGUAGAUGUACAUCUGAUAUAUGUCUGUUGAGGUGAGAUGAAGUUGCAGGUCUUCUGCGUUUUUUGUUUUUUUUUAUUUAAAUUUCAGCUCAAGAACAAAAAGAGAAUUUCUAAGAAGCUCUGUUUUUCUUUCAAACUGAUUCAUUGUAAACAGUUCUGCUGCCAAAUUAUAGAAUAGAAACUAUGAACUGUCUAGUGUUUGACACUGGAAUUUGGGCACUUUGAUUUUUCUACUUUAGUUUAUAUGUUAUAUGUUGUCAAAAAAUGCGUUUGAAUGGAUGUUCGAUCUUAACCGAUAACGAUUCUUGCCGAUGUGACAUUUAUGCUAAUAUUGGGCCAAUAUUAUCGGUUAAUGAUAUCAGUCGGCCGAUAUUAUCGGACAUCCCUAACUUAAAACCGAUUUCAAGGAAGAACAGCAGGAUUGGUCUAAGAAGGAUUUACGGUUUCUUCAGGUUAGCACCAUAUGAUGAUCAGAGGACCAGGGCGUUGAACCCCCAACUCUGUGUCAGAGGUGUGAUAAUUGUGGGUCAGUGUUUGUCUGCAAAUGUGUAUGUGUGUGUGUGUAUGUGUGUGUGUUUCAAACUCAGUGUAACAUGUUGCCUUUAACCAAGCUGUCGUGAAGGAAGUGAAGAAAUUAUUGUUGCUGCAAAUACUGGCAACAGUCUCAACCACCAGCCGCUGGGUUUCAGAAGACAAGGUCGCUUGGUCCUCCAUGUUGCCUUAGAUAUAAUGCACAAUAAGAAUGAAUGUGGGCUCCUGAGUCACAGACGCUCGCCUCCCUGCUCUGAUUUCAGGUUCAGAGCAGGUGAAGGCGGUGAGUUGACAUUUUAAAAUGCUGAUUAUGACAUUUGCAGGAACUUUGUUGCCAGAUUUUUUGGAUGGCACUCCAAUAAAGUGAAAAUAUGUUUUUAA